AAACAUAGGGGGUGGGGAGAGACUGAGAGCACCCGGCCGCCGACUUCUCCCACCCCCUAAAAUAUGAUCAGGGGGGCUUGGAUGUAUCCAAGGGAAGAUGAGGCCGUCUUAAAGAUCUGCUGGGAACCCCGACACAGCGACAAACCGUGUGCCGACUCGGAGCGGGCUCAGAGAUGGCGCUUGUCCCUCGCCUCUCUCCUCUUCUUCACCGUCCUGCUGUCUAACCACCUCUGGCUGGUCUCUGCAGGGGCCAAAGCCAGGGGCAACUUCUCCUCCAGCCACCAGCCGGCCGACGCCAGCCUGCUGAGCUUCCCAGGGGAGGGCAGGGGGUGCUGGGACCACUUCCUAAGCAAUUCCACCAAAUCUGCUGCUCACAGCCCGCACUGCACUGGGGCCAGGUCCUCUCACCUGGACACGGCCUGCACCAAACUGCAUUCGCAGAGACACCGGGGCUCGCUGCCCCCUCCCCCCCCCCAAUCCUCCUCCUCAAGAUCCUACUCCCCUUCCUCGACUUCCUACAACCAAAAGAGGAACUUUUUGAAGGCUUAUUUUAACAAUUUCACUCUGUCUUUUUGUGAUACUUACACCAUCCUGGACCUGCUGCUGGGCAUGUCUAACCCGGACAGCCUGAACUGCAGCCUGGAGAACCUGAUGGAGGACUUCAUGGGGGCCCCUGCAGCCCCUUCUGCUGUCACUGACGAUGAGGUGUGCAGCAACUGUAUCCAAGCUUACCAGAGACUGGAUCAACACGCUCAGGAAAAAUACGAGGAGUUUGACUUUGUGUUAGAGAAGUACCUGCAAUCUGGGGAGUACUCUGUCCGAUCCUGCGUGGGGGACUGCAAGGCCGUCUACAAAGCCUGGCUGUGCUCAGAGUAUUUUAACGUGACCCAGCGACAGUGUCGUAAUGGUAUUCCCUGCAAGCAGUACUGCCUGGAGGUGCAGACCCGCUGUCCCUUCAUACUACCUGACAAUGAUGACCUAAUCUAUGGAGGGUUACCUGGCUUCAUCUGUACAGAUUUGCUAGAAAACCAUAUGUCUAACACAGAUGCAGUUUGCUGUGAUGUCCGAUGGCAUUCCUGCAACACCCUGGGGAGCAGCGUCCACAACACAUCUACCAAAUCUUUGAACUCCCAAUCCAUGUAUUACCAACACCGCAGUCGCCACCACCAGCACCCUCACCAUCGGCACCAUCACUUGCAUCCUUACCAUCAUCAUCACAAACCAUCUCUGCUGCCGGUCUCAGCGGGAUCCCGCCUCGGAAACACGAGACUAAAGCUGUGCGUGCUGGUGCUUAUGUUGCUCCACACCAUGGCCUCCUUUUCAGCUGUGCAAAAUGGGGUGAGCUUGGAAGCCAUGCCUGGCAUGGAUGAGACAUCAGCACGUGAAGAGUGAAAACGUGGAAGUGCUUUCUGAAGAUUGGAAUAAGUUCUUCUAAAGGGUGUGC
Molecule: messenger RNA, 1444 nt
Organism: Bufo bufo (common toad)
Lineage: Eukaryota; Metazoa; Chordata; Amphibia; Anura; Bufonidae
Gene: NALF2
Product: family with sequence similarity 155 member B
Biological process (GO): calcium ion import across plasma membrane
Cellular component (GO): plasma membrane
Molecular function (GO): stretch-activated, monoatomic cation-selective, calcium channel activity
Source: RefSeq, a predicted model, not a curated record